Messenger RNA from Colletotrichum godetiae, 1599 nucleotides. Its product is annotated as WD40-repeat-containing domain protein. The transcript is spliced from 2 exons. Gene Ontology annotation, molecular function: protein binding. Bases 94 to 1506 code for a protein of 470 amino acids. NCBI's taxonomy places the organism in Eukaryota, Fungi, Ascomycota, Sordariomycetes, Glomerellales, Glomerellaceae. The record is from RefSeq and is a predicted model, not a curated record.
CCGUAGAUCUCGUAAGUAUGGUCUGUAAGUGGCCCCUGCGCGGGCCCCUUGCCUCGAGGUCGAAUUGGACUUCCAAUCCGACACUUAGGGGCAAUGCUUGCCGUCGAACCAGAUGCCAUUACUUCUUUUCUCGCGCCUUUGCGGUCAAUCAUCGACGCAAGGAGAGAGAAGCAUCAAUCAUUGAAAUUGUUUCACACGUCGUUCCGAGAUUUUCUGCUAAGUGCAGGAGCAGGAGUCUUUCGCAUCAACAGGGUGGCAUGCCACAGGAGACUCGGUUUCGCCAGUUUAGAGCUGCUUCACAGUAGAGAGCCCCUGCGGGGGAACUGUUGUGACUUAUCUCCGGGCACUGAAUUGAGAGAAAUACCGACACAGCUGAUCAAUGAUCGCUUACCAUCUCAAGUUCAAUAUGCUUGUCUCCACUGGGUCGGACAUCUUACUCAAGCUCAGUACGCACUGCGAGCUGACGACCAUGUCCACCAAUUUCUCGAAGUUCACUUUCUCCACUGGAUCGAGGCACUGGCUAUUCUGGGAUCUGCAACAAAAUCCAUACAAUUCACCAAUGCGUUACUGUCUCUCAAAAUGGAUGACGACUCCGGUUUACUUCGGGACCUGAUACAAGACAUCAAGAGCUUUUUAACGAGCCAAAUUUUGUCUUUCGAAGCCUUUCCUCGUCAAGUCUACUUUUUUGCACUUCUCUUUGCUCCUAGCGGUAGUGUGGUCCGUAAGACAUUCAAGAAGUGGAUUCCGAAAUUCAUUACGACGCAGCCCGCUGUGGGCUCAAACUGGACAUCACGACUGCAUUCAUUCCGUAUCGCGGAUAAGACGUCUACAUAUCUUUACUCGCUAUGUUUUUCGCCUAACGAAAAGCUCCUGGCACUGGGACUAUCGGAUGGCGCAAUCGUAAUUCGCACAAUUCUCACUGGUACCUUGUUGCAGGUCAUACGUGCACAUAAGGAUGCUGUCAUCGCUCUAGCUCUCUUCAGCGACUCAAGGCGGGUUGCAUCUUCAUCCAUGUAUUCAUUGAUGAUCCAUCUUGCGGAAUCAGGCGAAUUGAUCGAGGAAACUGCUUCGAUGGGACAAAAGCUCGUAUCAUUGGACAUAUCUCGAUGCUCGGCCACGGUGGCUAUCGCGUCCUGGGGUUUAGCUGUCGAACAUGGGCUGAUAUCUCUUGAAGGGAAAGCUUUCAGGCUCCUCGGAACCAUUGACGGCAAAGACUCGCUUCGUCCAUCAAUCACAGUGUCGCAAGAUUCAAAGCUAGUGGCUGGGUCUGCCGGACGCUAUAUCAAAAUCUGGUCGAUUCAUGGCGGCACGUGUCUCCAGGCACUGGGGGAUUCUCACAAUGUGCCAUUGGUGUUAUUCCUACCAUCUGGAAUCUUUUUGUCUCGAAUUUGCGAUGGAACCAUCAGGUUCUGGUGCUGUAGUCAAAAGGCGUCUACACUCAGACCGUCAAGAUGGACUCUCUUCCGUAUAUACACAGCGCUUUCUCGCCCGCAUCAGGACUGGUAGCACUUUGUCAGAAACACCAUCGUAUUGAGAUCCGGUCUUUCGAGUCGAACCAGACCUUCCGGGAAGUCUUCUACACAAGAUACCUACACGAUA